This is a messenger RNA of Cololabis saira (Pacific saury), 1878 nucleotides long. RefSeq names its product visual system homeobox 2. NCBI's taxonomy places the organism in Eukaryota, Metazoa, Chordata, Actinopteri, Beloniformes, Belonidae. The record is from RefSeq and is a predicted model, not a curated record. Bases 1 to 1014 code for a protein of 337 amino acids. The transcript is spliced from 8 exons. Gene Ontology annotation, molecular function: RNA polymerase II transcription regulatory region sequence-specific DNA binding; DNA-binding transcription factor activity, RNA polymerase II-specific. Gene Ontology annotation, biological process: regulation of transcription by RNA polymerase II.
AUGCAAAGGCUGUGUCUGCAGGGCUCUAAUUCCGUGUUUGAACAGGACGUCUGCGACCUGAUCAAAGCCCCUCCACCUGCCCCGUCGGGUGGUGACAACACGGACAGCUGCUCCUGUCAUGCGUUUCAUCAGUGCAAACAUUACAAGUUGGAAGGAGGAUAUACAUCCCAGCGGCUCUGCGUCGCUGUCCUGCUGUUUAAGGAGGAAUUGAGAAGGCAACACCUUCUACCUGCGCUGAGCGCCUCAACUGCAUUCAGCCACUCCAGCGACCAGGUGGAUGCAUCUUCUCUGCGACUGGGCUCUCCACCUCAGAUCCUCAUCCCGGGGCCCUUCAUUAGCUACGACUCCCUGAGGAAUUAUCUGCAGCCAGAGCCAUGCAAGGAGGCUUUGCUGUUGGCCACACAGGCGGUUGGGACGGGGCUGCUCUCAGAGGGCAUAGAUGAACAGAGGCCAGUGAAGCAGCGGCGUGCACGAGCCAACUACAGCAGCUGGCAGCUGGAGGAGCUGGAGAAGGCUUUCGAGACCACCCACUACCCAGACAUCUUCCUGAGAGAAGCCCUGGCCCUCAGACUGGAUCUGAUCGAGGCCAGAGUCCAGGUUUGGUUUCAAAACCGUCGAGCCAAAAUGAGGCGGCAGCUGAAGCUGCAGGGCCAGUUUGCACUUUCUCAUGUGAAACGAGACAAUGAGGAAAGUUCUGAGAAAGUCAGCAAAACUUUAAACCGAACAGAAUCCCCUGACAGGGAGCAGUGGGAGGCGCAGCAGGAAGGAGAGAGCCCCGGCUGGACAAAGGAUCCAACGCCGGCGCUGAGUGUGCGUAAGCAGCCCGUGACCCAGGGCUUUGGGAGGUGGGAGCGGUCGGAGGGGCCGAGCUCAGAGGAGCUACGCUCCUGCAGCAUCGCCAAGCUGCGCGCCAAAGCCAGAGAGCACGAAGCCGAGAUCCACAGCACUGUAAACAUGUCAGGAGGUGACUUCCAGCCACAAACACAGGAAACUGAUGCAGAGCACAAUGACUGAUCACUUUCCUUCUUCCUGUUUUCCCUAAAAAUAAUGAUAAAAUAAAUAUAUACAUUAUAGAAAGAUUUAGAAGAUUAUUUUGUUACUUUGCUUUCAUUACUUGUCUCUAUAUAUUCUGUGUGACUUUAUGUCAAGCUACAAAAGACAUAUAUGUCCAUUCCUUCUAACGUCCUUGUAAUUUCUGUUUAAGGUAGAUCUUUUGAAGGUUUAGUGGUUAAUUUGCGUCACCAUUUUUCAAGUUGGAUGCAAAUACAAACUCUGUAAUUCCUUCUUUUUUUUUUAACGCCGGUCUCAUAUGCAAUAUGCAAACUGCUCAUGUUUCUCUUCAGUUCAUUUCAAAUGUGGCUGAUGUUAUCUUCAGCGACUGAAUGGAGGGGCGCUAUCAGAUAACGAUGACAAAUGACACAUGUUGACAUCUUCAGGACAGCUAAAAUGGGAUACAGUCCAGUCAUUUGUGAAUGUUUUCACUAAUCACAUCGUCGACCUCUUGGGUUACAGUCAGACAGAGCCAGGAUGUCUGCAUGCAGCCGCACGUCCUCACAGGAAACAAUGGAACUAGCUGAAAGAGGAAAUCAUGAAAAAUGGCCCGACAGUUUGCGGACUGCAUGACAAGUCACAUGACUGUUCUUCUUUUCUGACUGAGGUGUCAUGCUCCAAAAUGUACCUGUUUUUAUUGGCAUUAGUCCAGAUUUGAUAAACAGUUGUCUAAGGCGACGAGAACAAAUAAUCAGGAAAUGCAAUGGAUAAUGAAACGAUAAAAGUGUUAUUUCCUUGUUGUGAAUCACAUUUAUCUUGAACCAUUUUAUAGUUUUGUGUGUGUUACAUUUAAAAACUGCACACAGUAUUUUGAAUAAAGCUUAUAAU